UCCAAAACACAUGAUGUGCUACAUGGGAAAAGGGUAGCGGGUGAAGUUAUCUCAUGGGAGGUGGCUUGGACUGCAGCUUCUUAACGAGAAGCAUGUAAUCUCUAAAGUUUCAAUCGAUAUAUGUAACCUUUAGGUUUCCCAAUUAGCCGUAGGAUUUGUUUGCUUGUAACAUUAUAUCCAAAACAGCAUGUUCUCUCGCUUUAUAACAAGGCCACUCUGCAAAUUACGAAAACCUCGUUGAUGGGCCAAUAAUUUCACACCAACAAAACGAGCCAAAGGGUCGUAGGUGGUGAAGAGAGAGAAAUAGAGAGAGGAGAGAGAGUUUUUAUACACGUUUAGCCCCAUCAAUCUGCAAUCCACCUGUGUUUGAAUAAAUUAUAAAGGGAUGAUGGUUCCUAAAUCAAUCCCCUCUCUCUCCAUAUAUCUUUUUCUGCUUUGUUUCUCUCUCCAAAACGCAAAAGAUGGAUCCGUAUUUAGUCCCUGCUACUCUCUCUGCUUCUAAGCCCCAUUUCCUUGAAACUUCUACUGUAUCAAGGGAUGGGGGAAAGAGGAAAUAAUAAAGAAGCCUUGGCUCUUUGUGUUGAACAACUUGAGCGUGAGCGCGAUGAAUUAAGGAAAGAUAUUGAACAAUUAUGCAUGCAACAAUCUGGGCCUGGUUAUUUAGGCGUGGUUGGUCGAAUAUAUUUACAGAGGACAGCUGGUUUGGAGCAGGAGAUUGAGAAUCUGAAAAAGAAGUUGGCAGGUUGCAAUAGAGAUUAUCUUAAUCUUCAGGAGGAGCUUUCAGAAGUUUAUCGUAUCAAAAGUCAAUUGGCAGAUUUGCAUAGUGCUGAGGUGGAAAAGAACAAGGAAGCGGAGAAGCAAGUUAAAUUCUUUCAGGGCUGUGUUGCUGCUGCUUUUGCUGAGAGGGAUCAUUCAUUGAUGGAGGCAGAAAGUGCUAUUGAAAGAGAGGAAGCCAUGUCAAACAGGCUGAAUGACCUGCAGAAAAGGUUUGAUCAGCUUACAGAAGAAUACCUUCAAGAGAAAAGAAUCAAUGCUGAGUUGCAGAAGGAAUUGAUUGAAGCAAGAGAAGAAGUUGCACAUUCUGAGCAGGUUAUUGACAAGUUCUAUCAGAUUAAGCAAAGGGCACUUGGGUGUAUGGAGGCUGAAAAUAGUGAAGACAUGGCUUCAUGUCUUUUGCAGGAUCCCGAGGAGACAUGGAGUUUUGGCAACCAUAGAGAAACCUCAGCCUACAUUGCUUCUCUUGAAGAAGAAUUAAAAACAUUGAGAGACUCAUUGGCGAAUUUUAAGAAAGAACAGCAGGAGAGAUGCAAAUCUGAAGAAACACUAAGGAGGAGUAUGUCCUUGCUCGAAGAAAAACGUGCUCUUUUGGAGGAGAGAACAAGGAAAGGAUUAUCAAUGUUGCAUCAUUUUCAUGUCCAGAGUAGAGGCGAAAUUAUAAGUUUAUUGGAACAAGAAAAGAUUCACUUGAAAACACUGGUGGAAGAUUUUUUCAAAAGGACAACCAAACUUUGCAUGAUAAAUGGGGCUGGAGAACUUCAGAGAAAUGAUGGACAGACUGAUGAUAUUGAAUGCCGAGAUGUCCAUAUUACUAGUUAUGUUGAUCCCAGCAAUGUAAUGGAGGAAAGUGACAGUUCUGCUUCACCAAGAUUUUAUGUAGAAGGGAAGGAUGACAUCUCAAGUGCCCUUGCUCAAGCUUUGCAAGAGAAGGUUGCUACACUUUUACUCCUAUCACAAGAGGAAGAGAGACAUUUAUUAGAGAAGAAUGUCAAUGCUGCUCUUGAGAAGAAGUUAGGGGAACUCCAGAAGAUGUUAUAUCAAGUUACAAAUGAAAAGGUGGAGGCUCUUAUGGAAUUGGCGCAACUGAGACAAGAGCACCAAAUGUUGCAAGCGACUAUCGGCCAUGGGACAAAACAAUAUCAUCCUUUUGGUUGGCCGGGUGUAAAAAACAUCAUUGCUCAUGAAAGAGAUGGAAGAUUAAAGAGCUUGCUUAAGAGAACAUAUCUGAAGCGCUGGAUGGGUGAAGUAGAUAUUCAUGGAAAUCAAGCUAAUGUUUUCAAGAAUGAUGAUGGCAGCACCCGCACCCCUAAAAAUGCUGUCGAUAUCGCAAGAUUGAAGAUUGAGAAUGCAACCCUUCAAGAGGGCAUGGCAAGCCUGGAACAUCUCACAUCUUCUAUUCAUCGGCUUCGCCUAGCCCUUGUGCAGGCCAAAGACAUUGCGAGAACUACAACACAUGCCAAAAGUACCGUAGAAACAUUGGAUGGUAUUGUUGUAGAGGCAAACCAUUUGAAAACAGCUCUUGGGAGCUCCCUUCCGUUGAGCUGGUCAUCAGAGACUGAUCCACUGCCUUUUGAGGACCAACCUGAGCUCUCACGAGACCUCAAAACCGAGAAAUUAGACUCUAUAACGGCUGUUGGUUUAGAGCUGGUUGAGCUUCUGUUAAUGGCCACCCAACUUCAAAAGGAUGAGAUAGUUAGAAGGUUACCAGAACAAGAAGCUGAUUUCAGAUGAUUGUUUUUAGGGCUUUUGAUGUAAUUUAUGGUGUCUUGAAUGUGCACUUCUGGUUGUGAAAAUGUCUCUAGUUCAUUUCUGUAUUUAUUUCUUUUUAAUGUAUUUUCGAUUUUCUGA
Messenger RNA from Amborella trichopoda, 2625 nucleotides. RefSeq names its product myosin heavy chain-like protein (gene MEE13). NCBI's taxonomy places the organism in Eukaryota, Viridiplantae, Streptophyta, Magnoliopsida, Amborellales, Amborellaceae. The record is from RefSeq and is a predicted model, not a curated record.